This is a messenger RNA of Manduca sexta (tobacco hornworm), 2137 nucleotides long. RefSeq lists its product as uncharacterized. Lineage: Eukaryota; Metazoa; Arthropoda; Insecta; Lepidoptera; Sphingidae. The transcript is spliced from 7 exons. Bases 302 to 2119 code for a protein of 605 amino acids. The record is from RefSeq and is a predicted model, not a curated record.
UCAGACUUAUGUCACACUACAAAUGUCAAAUGGUUUUGGAUUUUGCAUGGCACAAUUUUUUUUUGCAAUCGAUUGCAAAGAUUAUUCUAUCAAUAGUAUAAACAUAAGUAUCUAAAUUUACCAUUUCAUAUAAUUGAAUAUAUUACAAAUUAUUAAUAGAAAGUGCUAAAAUUGUACUAAAAUCGUGUUAAUCAGUUUUAUUGGUAUGAUUCAAUUUGGGGUUCCCUAAAUCAUCUCGCGCGUAAUAAUUUACAUAAUUUGUCUUUGCAAACGAACUAAAGAAAAUGGCUGAAACCACAUAAUGCCAUGUGAUUGUGAUAAGCAUGGUAAAAUGACGGAUCACCAACUACUGGAGCGCAGUUGUCUAAAUGAAGGCGACGUUGCAGUACCAAUGCCUUCACGAUCCCUCCCCGAGAACUGGAAAGAGUUUGUGUGUGGAGGAGGUUCUGCAUUCUGCAACAUACUGAUCAGCUAUCCACUUAAUAAGCUCAUAUUUAGACAGAUGAUGCAUGGGGUUGAAACUACAUUUGCGUUAAAUCAGUUGCAGAAAGAAGGUCUCGGAUAUCUGUACCGUGGGAUGCUGCCGCCUUUAAUGCAGAGGUCGAUGUCGAUGUCUCUCAUGUUUGGAGUAUACGACGGAUGCUUACGACCGCUUCGGGAAAACAAAAUAAAUCCUUAUGUUGCCAAAACAUUAGCGGGUGUGGUCGCCGGUUGUUGCGAAGCCACGCUCAUGCCCUUCGAAAGAGUUCAAACUUUGCUAAUCCACCCCAAAUACCACAAAAAGUUUAGGAAUACGGCGCACGCGACGCGGUACAUCGCCAGGCAUUACGGUAUCAAAGAGUUCUACCGAGGAUUGACUCCUAUAUUGUUAAGAAACGGUCCGUCUAAUGCUAUGUUUUUUAUUAUCCGCGACGAAGUGCGGCUGCGGAUGCCAACACAAGAGAGACUAUUUUAUCAAAGUUUACAAAAUUUCGUCGCCGGAGCUACCAUCGGUGCUUUACUGAGCACUUUAUUUUAUCCGUUAAAUGUUAUUAAGAUAGCCAUGCAGUGUGAGCUCGGCGGACCCCACAGAACCGUGGCUUAUGAAUUUAUGUAUAUUUUACGCAAAAGGGGCUCAAACUUCGCCAAUUUAUCAUCUUUGCAGACAGUAUCAGAACGUCCAAAAUAUCGCGACGACUAUAGAUACGAGAAGGCAUUCAACGCCUUUUACAAGAUCCAUCAAUCCGCCGCAUCGUGGACCGAGGCACGGAUCCGCUGCGAAGCCGAAGGCUCAAUGCUGCUGGUGCCGGAAUCGCUUGACGAGGCUGAUGCGAUGCCGCUCCUGAUGACCACCAUCAUAAAUAGAUUUAAAGGGGUCUUCAUAGGCAUACAUGAUUUUUAUUCGGAGAGGAAUUUCGUUACUGUCACAGGAAAGGCAAUGCAAGACAGUAUACUGAAUCUGCUGUGGGAGAAACAAGAGCCGAAGUACCGCGGGGGUCAUUGUGUCGCUAUGCGUCGUAGUGGACGACUUUUCGUACAUCCGUGUAUUCAAGCCCUACCAUUCAUUUGCAAAAUUAAGGCGGAGGGAAUAGUGUUUAAGCAAGAGUGUAAUACUUUUGAUCCACGUUGGGAGGCGGGACACAAUGGCAGCUGUUACAUCAUACACAAAGAUCCCCAAACAUGGUACCAGGCGUACGCGACUUGUCUGGGAGCCGGGGGACAUCUACUUGUCAUUAGGGAUCGCGCCGAGGCCAAAUACGUCAGAGAUCUGUUCAAGCAAGUCGCGGAGAGAAGAGUCCCGGACAAUAAUUUCGCUUUUUUAGGGUACAGCGAUUUGUUUCAGAGACAUCAUUUUAGAACAAUACACGGAGAACGCGUCAAUGAAGCCGGAUAUAGUGACUGGGAUUUCCAGUGUCCUCAGGACGACAAUAAUGUCACAAAACCAUUGCGUUGUGGAGGGAUACGACGCAGCGGCCUUCUCCUAGCGGGAGAUUGCGAUAUCCCCUCGACGUUCUUCUGUAAAAAAUCACCAACGAAGAACAGAAAUACUCUAAGGCAACAUUAUAUAAUGAAAUCACAUCAUCAUAGUCAUGAAAAAAAGGAAACGACUGUUACGGAUGGGUUGUAUGAAACUUUUUAAUAAAAAUUAAAUACCGAA